Wickerhamiella sorbophila is the source of this 1122-nucleotide messenger RNA. RefSeq names its product Saccharopine dehydrogenase [NAD(+), L-lysine-forming]. Bases 1 to 1122 code for a protein of 373 amino acids. NCBI's taxonomy places the organism in Eukaryota, Fungi, Ascomycota, Dipodascomycetes, Dipodascales, Trichomonascaceae. The transcript has a single exon. Gene Ontology annotation, cellular component: cytoplasm. The record is from RefSeq and is a predicted model, not a curated record. Gene Ontology annotation, molecular function: saccharopine dehydrogenase (NAD+, L-lysine-forming) activity.
AUGGAUGAUUCGAAUUUCCAUCUUACCACAAUGGUUACAAUUCAUUUAAGAAGUGAAACCAAGCCUAUGGAGCACCGCUCUGCAUUGACGCCGACUACUGCUCGCAAGCUGAAGGAUGCCGGUUACGAGGUUCUCAUUGAGCGCUCUCCGACUCGCAUCUUUGACGACAAGGAGUUUGAGGACCAGGGUCUUGAGCUGGUUCCCGAGCACUCCUGGAAGACUGCCCCCAAGGAUCGCAUCAUUCUGGGUCUGAAAGAACUCGAGGAGGAGGACUUCCCUUUAAUCCACAAGCAUGUGUCUUUUGCUCAUUGCUACAAGGACCAGGCCGGCUGGGAGAAGGUUCUGGCUCGGUAUCCGGCCGGCAAGGGAACUCUUUAUGAUUUGGAGUUUUUGCAAGACGAAAGUGGCCGCCGUGUUGCCGCUUUUGGUUUCUACGCUGGCUUUGCUGGUGCUGCUCUUGGUGUCCAGGACUGGAUCGCUAGAGUCACAGAAGACAAGCCGUUGGUGCCUGUCGAGCAUUACCCCAACGAGGGAGUGCUGGUAGACGAGCUCAAGGCGGCAUUGGCCAAGGUCGGCAAGACGCCCAAGGUUCUGGUCAUUGGCGCUCUGGGUCGCUGCGGUAAGGGCGCUGUAGACUUGUGCCAGAAAAUCGGCAUUCCUGACAGCAAGAUCGUCAAGUGGGAUAUGGCCGAAACUGCCAAAGGCGGCCCGUUCCAUGAGAUUGUCGAUGCAGACAUCUUUGUCAAUUGCAUCUACCUGUCUCAGCCCAUCCCCAAGUUCGUCACUAUGAAGGAGCUGAACGACCCCAAGCGUAAUCUCCGCGUAAUUGUCGACGUCUCCGCCGAUACUACGAACCCACACAACCCCAUCCCCGUGUACACUGUUGCUACCACAUUUGACAAGCCCACUGUUCCUGUAGAUGUGACCGAGGGACCUUCUUUGGACGUUAUCUCUAUCGAUCACCUGCCCUCGUUACUCCCUCGCGAGGCCUCUGAGUUCUUCUCCGCCGAUCUCUUGCCUUCUCUUUUACAAUUGAAGGAGAUCGACUCCGCUCGUGUUUGGACCGACGCUAAGAAACUCUUUGACCACCACGUCGCCCGUUUACCCGCAGGCUCAUACUAA